This is a messenger RNA of Dothidotthia symphoricarpi CBS 119687, 1924 nucleotides long. Its product is annotated as DnaJ-domain-containing protein. The transcript is spliced from 6 exons. NCBI's taxonomy places the organism in Eukaryota, Fungi, Ascomycota, Dothideomycetes, Pleosporales, Dothidotthiaceae. The record is from RefSeq and is a predicted model, not a curated record. The coding region runs from base 1 to 1560 and encodes 519 amino acids. Gene Ontology annotation, biological process: protein import into peroxisome matrix. Gene Ontology annotation, cellular component: cytosol.
AUGCCUGUCGAAACAGGAUACUACGACGCCCUGGGCGUGACGCCUACAGCGACCGAGUUGGAAAUCAAGAAGGCUUACCGCAAGCUCGCGAUUAAACUGCACCCAGACAAGAACCCUGGAGAUGAGACGGCGCACGCGAAAUUUCAAGAAAUUGGCGAGGCAUACCAGGUGCUCAGCGACGACCAACUGCGGGCAAACUACGACAAGUAUGGCAAAGAGGGCGCGAUGCCGAGUAGUGGCUUCGAGGACCCGUCUGAGUUCUUCACCAUGAUCUUUGGCGGGGAGGCUUUCAUGGACUGGAUCGGCGAGAUCUCGUUGAUGAAGGACCUUACCAAGACCAUGGAGAUCUCUAUGCGCGAGAUGGAGGAGGAACAGGCUGCCGAGGCCGCUCAGGCUAAAGUCCAGGCCGAAUCUUCAGCUUCUGGUGCUGCAGGCCAAACGACUGGCACGACUGGCACGACUGCUACAGACAUCCCGACCGAUGCCCAAUCACCGAGUGCUGCCGCCAAAGCCAAGGAGGCUGAAGCUGAAGCAGAGCGUGCAAAUGCUCAUACGGCAGAUGCCCCGCCAGUCUAUGGUGCACCACCACCUGUGUAUGCGGAGACCGCUGCAGAGCCACCCUCCGUACCAGGGACCGCUUCGCCCGCGGGCCCAAGGACGCCGAAAACCCGUGGCCCCGUACCAAUUCGAGCUGCUAUCAUGGACAAGUCGGAGGAAGACGCACGCAUGGAGGCAGCAGGCAUGACCGACGCAGAGAAAGAGCUGCGUGAGAAGCAGAAGAAGAAGGCUGGCUUGACCAAAGAGCAGCGGGAAGAGCUGGCAGCGUACGAACUGGAGCGUAAGAAGAUCCGGGACGAGCGCGUUACCAGCCUCUCCAAGAAACUCAUCGAGCGCAUUUCCCUCUGGACAGAAACCGACAAAGCCGCCGACGUCACAAAAGCUUUCAAGGACAAGAUCCAACUCGAGAUUGAGAACCUUAAGAUGGAAUCUUUCGGAAUCGAGAUUCUUCAUGCUAUUGGAACGACAUACCUUAUGAAGGCUUCCUCGUUUCUCAAGUCCCAGAAGUUCCUCGGCAUCUCGGGAUUCUUCUCGCGCAUCAAGGAUAAGGGAACACUGGUCAAGGAUACUUGGAGCACUAUGAGUGCCGCUAUCGACGCCCAGCUUACUAUGGAGGAAAUGGCCAAGCUGGAAGAAGCAGGCGGCGAGGGGUGGACAGACGAGAAGAAGGCCGAGUACGAGAAGAAAGUCACGGGCAAGAUCCUCGCUGCAGCAUGGCGGGGCAGCAAGUUCGAGGUCCAGAGCGUGUUGCGCGAUGUGUGCGACAUUGUACUCAACGAUAAGAAGGUUAAGCUAGACAAGCGGGUGGAGAGGGCGCAGGCUCUAGUCAUCAUCGGAGAGAUGUUCCAGAAGGCAGAGCGCGAUCCAGAAGAAGAAGGCGACUUCAUGGCCUUUGAACAACUCAUGGCCGAAGCCGCAGCCAAGAAGGAAACCAAGCACGAGAAGCACGAGAAGCACCAUCACGAGAAAAAGGAUAAGAAGAAGGAAAAGGAGAAGGCUUGAUUGAGAUCCUUUUUACAACUCUCUCAACUCUUUUUGCCGGCCUUUUUUCCUCUCGUAAAUCCGUUUAUUCGCUUCUUGCUUUUUCUUUAUCGUGAUAUCCAUAGAUUCUUUCCCUUGUUCUGAAGUUGGUUGGAUCGAGUCUGUUUCGGGGGCGAGGUGAGGUGGGUGAUUGAUGCCUUGUGGGCGGGCGGUUUGGUGGUGGUGGGGAUUGAAAGUCAGGAAGGAGGCAUAGUGUGUGCGUUUGGGUUUCAUUCUGCGUUUGAUUGCAUAGAUGGCGUGACGUGGAAGCGUGGUCGCAUUUUUGAAAUUCUACAUAUGAAACUGUGUAUUUGUGCCGUGUUCGGUGUUGUAACAGUCUAGGUUG